Messenger RNA from Kwoniella botswanensis, 2466 nucleotides. RefSeq lists its product as uncharacterized. Gene Ontology annotation, biological process: intra-Golgi vesicle-mediated transport. Bases 1 to 2466 code for a protein of 821 amino acids. The record is from RefSeq and is a predicted model, not a curated record. The transcript has 5 exons. Gene Ontology annotation, cellular component: TRAPPII protein complex; trans-Golgi network. Lineage: Eukaryota; Fungi; Basidiomycota; Tremellomycetes; Tremellales; Cryptococcaceae.
AUGCCCUCACCGAACCCCUCGACCUACUAUGAAAUGCUAUUCAAUUCGUCUUCCCUCAACCUGGUGAUACCCGAGAUAUCCUCUUCACCUGAAGAGCCGAGCGGGACUAGCGACAAAGACGACUUGGGCAAGUGGUGGGAGGACGUAGAAGGAUCUUCCUCGAUGAGGGAAUCAGCAUUCUUUGACGAAAAGCUCUUCUAUUUCCUUUCGAUGCACCUUCCCGACGAAGUCUUACGCGAUCUACCUGGUACUCCCGCGAUAGAUGCUAAGGAGCCUACUUCUGAAUUGUUAAGAUUCCUAGGUAGAUUACAGCCAUCAAUGUCAGCGUCAUUCAUUCCCUCGUUACCACCUCCGAAUCCCAGAUCAACAUUCACACCCACAGCUUCAAUACCUAUAUCAACCUCUUCUUCAUCCCUCGCACCACCUGCACCUCCACGUACACCCCUCUCCAAUUCAUCCACCUCUGAACAAGGGUCAAACCCACCUGUCACACCCAACCCCUUCCCAGCGAUGAACCAGGGUGAAGAGCAAUAUGCGAAUGUCGAGGGUGUGGUAGUGUGGGAAGGAGCCGUGGAAGAAGUCUCUGGCCCAUGGGAAGAAGGGAAUAGUAAGAGUAAGCUACCCACAAAAGGAACAAGUGGUGGUGGAAGGAAGGUUAUAAGAGUGAAAGAUGGUUGGGAGGUAAUCUGGAGAGGUGAAGUUCCAAUUGCCUAUGUAAGAACUCAAAUCCAGAAUCCAUUAUUGGCUCUCACUGCAUCUGUGACUCUUCGUGAUCAGACUCACAAUACCAAGACACAUCGACGUAAUGCUCAAAGUAUCGAUACGUCUUCGAUACGGAGUGGAACGACCAUACGGACGGAGGGGACGGAUUAUGAGGGAUAUGAAGAUGAUGACGGCGAUGAGUACGCGAGUAUGGAACAGAUUGAUUUACUGGGUGGAUUAGCAGGAGGUGAAGGUAUCAUGCCUGCGACCAGACUUGCCUCCUCAAUACGAGAAGAUUUAUCUAUACAUACUUCUUCAUCUUCAGAAAAUUCCCCGUUGCCCUUGUCAGGCAUCACACCUCUAUCUGCUCCAACUAUUGUUACUCCCUCGACCACAUCUACCGAGGGUUCCGGACCAAGUAGAGAGAAAGGCAACUUACCGUCUACUAUCCAACCUAUCGUAUCGACAACACUACGUAAAUCAUACAGAAGGGUAUUAUCGCUCUCACCUGGUCUACGAGUAAGGAUGCGAACACUAUUCUUACCUCAACUGUUGACCUCGGACGAAGUGGAUGAAGAGGAAGGUGAAAAAUGUGUGAUACUUUGCAUAGAAAUCGAAAAUUCCCCUGAAUCGUCUUUGGAUAAUGGGUUCGAAGUGAAUAAAGUCAAUUUGGAAAUCUCAGGUAAAGGAGGAAAGGUAUCUACUGAGUUGAUCGAAAAUACAAGAUUCCCGCUCCGACUCGGUAGUAUAGAACAAUAUAAUCUCUUAUACAAAGUUAUGAUCGCUUCUUCGCCCUCUUCAUCCUCGACUGGUCAUGGUGAUACCGCAGGAAAAGACGGAGUUGAAGAGAUUGUGAAUAAAUCUUUGGGAAGGACAGAUGAAAUCAGACCUGUGUCCAUUAUUGUUAUUGGGAAACCAUUUACAAGGAUCACUCAAUCGAGAGAAGAAGGAAAAAAAUACAAAUACCAAACGAAAGAAUUUCAUUCAAGAUGGAACUGUUCAUUAGAUCUAAGUUCGUUCCAUCAUGAGGAUAAACAUAACUUACCGGCGAUAUUACCCAAAUCACAAAAUGCAAGUAAUAGAAAUUCGAAGACGACAAGCCUACCUGCAAGUAACAGUAUAGCAAUCGCAGGGGACAAGCGAUACUCUUUGGCUCACUUGUUGACAAUUGAGAAAGAAAAAGAAUUACAACACAGAAAACCUUUGAUGCCAAGUCAAAUGAUCAAUCACAACCAACGUGUCACUUCGCUGAAUGCCAAAACCCACCAAGCGCAUCAAGAAAAUGGAUUAUUGGUUUCAAUCAAACUACUACCAUCUGCCAGCUCAAAAUACAAUUCUGCGAUUCAACCACUGGAGACAUUUUCAACCGAGAUAUUCGUACAUAAUCGAUCGGAUCAAACAAAGAGAUUUAGACUGAACGUACCUCCCCGAGAUACUGGUUCAGCGGGGGCGGAAAAUAGGUUGAGAGAAAUUUGGGAUAAGAGAAAGAAUUCGAGAAAGGGUCAGGACGAUGUGGAUUUGGGAGUGGACGAUACAAUCCUCAAGCAAUCACUUUCUUCCCAUUCAUCCACAUCCCCCUCGAUCAUACCAUUAGAAAAUGACAUACGCUGUGGACCACUCUUACCUUUCACUAGUUUAUCGACAAGGAUCAAAUUCCUAGCUUUGAGAAAAGGUUUACAUAAGAUUGAUAAAUUGAGAGUGAUCAGUAAUGAUAAUGAAUUUGAUUUCAUGAUUAGUCCAGUACUUGAUAUUGUGGUUGGAUAG